This is a messenger RNA of Engraulis encrasicolus (European anchovy), 1967 nucleotides long. RefSeq lists its product as uncharacterized. Bases 1291 to 1944 code for a protein of 217 amino acids. Lineage: Eukaryota; Metazoa; Chordata; Actinopteri; Clupeiformes; Engraulidae. The record is from RefSeq and is a predicted model, not a curated record. The transcript has 5 exons.
UAAAAGGAAAUCCAUGUUCAAGUUGAGUCGUUAGCAACUUUUCUUCUUUCAUGUUGUGUUCGUGGAGUAGGGCUUUGCUUGCAGACUUGUAAAGCUAUGCUAGUAUGUGUUCGCUUGUUUUGGAGUGCCAAUGUCAAGCGUUUCAUAUUCUGGCUUUCAGAUGCUGAAUAAUAUGAAAUGGUCGAUGUUUUCACUUCCCAUAUUUGCAAAAUUUCUCCACGCGUCGCGUGAUAUUGUCAAUCUAUUAUCUGCCUUUUAGAUCAUAACGAGACGGGCAAGCCUGGCCCUUCUGGUGAUGGUGUUCUAACAAACUUGUUUCCUCCCGAGUUCGAUAAUAUUAGCUCUAGCCGAGCUUCGAAAUAUACGGACACUUAUGAUCCGCUUAGAAUAAGAAUAGCGUUCGAACAAGAAUUGUUGUCUAGUAUUACGCGUGAAAAUGGAUUCAUUUUUUCGGAGUAUGACUGUACAGUAAUCGGGGUAGUGCAGAACUUGUCUACGUUUAUUGCGGCGUGUAUGUUGGUAGUGCCACUGCCUGCAUGCUGUAUGUUGUAUGUAAGGUAGAACCAACUUCUAUAAGUGUCUGCUAAUACAAAGGAAUCACUCCACGAAUACACCAUGAUGCGGGAAAAUCCCAUUCAAGAUCAGCAACAGUAUUAUAGCAAAUAGUAUCUUGAGUUUUCUCUUGAGAAUGUCUGUGUUUAGUAUCUGACGUGGGCUGACUGCACUUGUGAAUCAGAUGACCGAAGUGCAGACUACCACCACACAAUGCUAAUGAGGAUUGCCAGUGACAGAGACCCCCUUCCCCCACGACUGCUUUACAUUUAGACACCUGUGAAUCAGAUGACCUAAGUGCACUAACUCCUACCACCACACAAUGCGAAUGAGGAUUGCCAUUGACAGUGACACCCUUCCCCCCACGACUGCUUUACAUUUAGACUAAAAGUUCCAGUACUUCUAUGCCUGUGACAAAUAAAAGUACUUGUAAAAUAAUACUUCACUUACCCUGGCCCUGUAUGCUUAUUUGGCUAUCCACUCCCCUUUACAUGUAAAGUAGACAAAUACGUUUACAUGGAACAGUAGAAAAUGUAAUGUUUUUUCCCCCUCUAGCUACAAGAAGGUGCAUGUGGUAUCAACACCAUCAUCAUCAGUUACAUUUAUGUAUGUGUUACUACUAUGUACCCACAUUAGGUUGGAGCAAACCACAAAGAUGUUGUUCCAUGGAUCAAGGACAUUGUGAACCACUUUUGGUAUUGCAGCAAGCACGCCAACACCGUGGAUGUGUUCUUGACAAUGUGGUGUGGUGUUGUAUGCCAUGUGGUGAACAAGCACUCCUGGCUUGGAGGAAGAUGUGAUCAUCUCCCACUGGAUGAAGGCAGCCAGAAUAAGCCCUGGCUCAGAAAAGGUGGAGCUGAUCACGAGGCACUCAUCCAAGUUGUGCUGGACAAAAGAUGGCUGGACCAGGUGAAGAAGUUCCUAAACUUCCGGACCACCUCUGACUUGGAGAACUUCCAAAACCACAUACUGAUGUAUGCUUCCAAGCGCAUGUCGUACACGCCUUUUGUCUACAAGACCCGGACUCUACUGGCCGCCAUUGACUACAACAAGCAUAAUGGACGUCGCCCUGCACAGAACCGGGAAGGGAAAAUAAUCUACAGGCGCAAAUACAGCAAGAAGUCAGAGCACUGGAGCGUCUACGCAGUGAAGGAAACAAAGCAAUACUCCUACAUUCCGGACCUGCAGAGGGCCAUUGUGAAGAGAAGACUGGAAAGUGGGACAGGCCUUCCCCGAAAACAGACAAUGAGACCAGACGACCCAAGGCGUUUGGGAGUACUUGCCAAGGAGCAGCCGCCACCUACAGCAGAACUCGUAAGGAUCCAGGUGUCUCGAGGGGACAGGAGUCCCAGACAACAGGAUGAAGAUGAAACUACUCAAGCUAAUGUUUAGUGUUUGUAAAUAAAAUAAAGACU